UAGCGAGGACUCACUUCAAUGAUCGUCCGAGGAUCGAAGGCUCAGUACUGCUAGAGACGGCGCGCGCGCAGAACGUCAUGCUUUCCGCGGCGAUUUUCCUAAUCGCGUGCUCGGCAACCGCCGCCUUCGACCCGAAAACUUUUAACACAACACUACUAAACCAUGAAGUGCUACAAAGACUAACACCUAUAUUAAAUUCAAAUAGAACUCUAACUGACAAAGAUUAUGCGUUACUUAAUAGGACUAUUCAAAAUUUGGGAGUGGACAAAGAUUUAGUGGCAAAGUGGACUGACUUAGUUAGACGCAAUGGUACGGUUCCAAAGGAUGCUGUUACGAAAGUUGUUGAUGAUGUUAAAUCUUCUACUUAUGAUGCUUAUGGGGAUGAGAUAGGGAACAGAGAUGGGUCAGUCAGGCACGUGGAAGAGUCUCCUGAUUACGCUUCUUCAGUGGUGUUGGCCAGCGAUCUGCUUUCUUUGACCAGUGCUGUUGCAAGUGUGAAAGAAACUGCAUGCAGAGAACAUGGUUACAAGUUUCUUGAUGGACUGAUCAUGAACAAGAGAUGGGCGUUGAAAAUGUUCGAUGCAUCAGCAAAAUCCCCACAAGGUCUACUCUUCGGGUCUUCAUACCACUUGGGCAACUUCGACGAGUGCGUGGCGAUUGAAGACCCAGGGUAUAAUGGAGUCACUAUCGAGGGACAGUACUGCCUCGCUACUAUCAAGUGGAGGCAAAAGCAUGAGACUAAUAAGACUCGAACAGGACGCGGUGAAACUCUUCGCUGGGCCGUCUGCGUACCAAGCGCCUGCCACGCGAAGUCAGUGGCAAGUUUCGUGAGCAGCGUGCUAGCUCACACCGUCAGUAACACCACAGGCGUCGAGGUUACUGAGCGGGACUGUUACACUAGGAGACCUCUUGCUAUUACUCCGUUGGAUGUCGGUUAUCUAUCACUGAUCCUGCUCUUCAUCACAAUCCUGUUCUUCGCCACACUCUACGAGACCUACACAAUCUACUACGGUUCCAAGAAAGAGUCUAUCAUCUCCACCCUGAUUAUCUCCUUCUCCAUGAUCAACAAUAUGAAGAAGAUCAUCUCGACGAAGCAGCACAACUCCUUAGGUCUCGAGUGCAUCUCUGGCAUCAAGGCUUUGGCCAUGAUUUUCAUUAUAGCUGGUCAUGCUUGCAUGUUUAUCGCUAGUGGACCUGUUAUGGAUGCCGAUGCUUGGGAUCGGUUGGUGCGACAACCAGUAAAUGCCUUCAUGCUCAACAACACUUUGUUAGUCGACACGUUUCUGAUGCUGAGCGCUUUUCUGUUCUCAAGACUGAUGCUCGUUGAAUUGGAGAAGAGACGAGGCAAGCUCAAUGUAAUUCCGAUCUUGAUCUUCCGGUACAUCAGAGUAACUCCAGCAUACCUGGUCGUGAUUUUGUUCUACAUGACCUGGUUACCUAAAAUGGGAGAAGGUCCUCUAUGGCAAGACAGACUGCUUUUGGAACAAGAAAGAUGCAUGUCUUCUUGGUGGACCAAUAUUCUGUACAUCAACAAUUACGUUAAUGCUGAUAAAAUGUGUAUGUUCCAGUCUUGGUACCUCUCCGUGGACACUCAGUUGUUCUUCAUAGCACCCAUUUUCAUCUACAGUCUUUGGAGGUGGAGGAUAUUUGGCCCUGUACUUCUCUCAGUUGCUAUCCUCAUCUCUUUGGUUGUUCCUGCAUUCAUCACCUACCAGGAUAAACUGGAUCCCACUCUUUUGUUUUAUGCCAAAGAAUUCACCGAUAUCAUUUCCAACUUUUACUUCAACGAAGCUUAUGUGAAGACACACAUGAAGAUGAUCAUUUAUUUCAUGGGAAUUUUAACUGGAUAUGUCCUGCAUCGGAUACAGACUGAAAACUACCAGUUCUCCUAUGUUCUAAAAACCUUCGCGUGGAUCAUCAGUCUUGUUCUUGGGACCGUUACCACCUUCUCCGUGACCAUUUUCUACCAGGAGUGGUACCAAUACAGCGCUCUUGAGGCUGCAGCAUACAUUUCUUUGCACAAACUUGCCUGGGGUAUUUGUAAUGGAUGGCUUAUAAUUGCCUGUGCUACUGGAAAUGGAGGUAUUAUUGGAAAAUUACUAACGUGGAAGUUCUUGGCUCCGUUUUCGAGGUUAACCUUCUGCGCUUACUUGGUGAAUGGCAUCGUUGAGCUGUACUACGUUGGAGAGCUGAGGCAUCCUCUACAUAUCACCUUCUUUACAGUUAUGGCGAAUGCGAUAUCUCACAUAGUGCUGACAUUCUUCCUUGCCCUAUUUCUAUGUUUGACCUUCGAGUCACCUCUUCAUGGUAUAGAGAAAAUCCUCCUUAGGAUGUUUGCUCGACCAGUCCUAAGUGACAAUGCAAGAAAGGACAUAUCAGCAGAAUCUUCGAGAAACACUAGUCAAUCUAAACUAGAUUCGUAGCUCAGUGUUAAAUUCUUAGUACGAUACUUUAAUUGAGAAUUACUAUGUGAUAUUUACAUAGGUAAUUCUUUACUUAGGUAGAUUGAGAUUUGUAUGAUACCCCAAAAGGUGUUAACUGCUUGUAUGUCGUUAGCUAUAAAACAAUAGAAAAACAAUUGUGUCCUGCGUAUACAACGGGUUAGUAAAAAUAUCGAAAACGAUGUAAAACGAAAGAAGAAUUUAUGUAGUAUUUGUAUUUAAAAGUUUUCGUAAUUAAAUACCGUAAAUAGUUAUGUGUGCUUACAACAGAGCGAAUUUUGAUUGAAAAAUCUUUUUUGUUUGGGAGAAGGUUUUAGAAUUGGAGUUUUAUAAUUGGGGUAUUGUACCAAGUACUACGAACAAUAAUAGGCUCAAUUAUUUUAAGGUCAUAGGUAAAUCUGUAAAUAUUUUUAGACAUAAGUAGGUGUAUUAUUAGAUUUAUAUCUUUUUUACGUUUUUAUUUAGGAAAAGAUAAUAUAUUACCAUUUACAAUAUUCCCGUUCUGCGAUAAAUAUAAAAAAUAUGCCCUCAGUAUCACUAACCAGUAAAAAUAUUGCAAUAAAAAGUUAAUAAAAAUGUUUUAUUUUUUCCCGAAAGUAUCAGGAAAUGGAGUGAAUUUUUUAUCACCAAAAAUUGUGAGAUCAUGACUGUGAAUUUUUGUAGCAAUCCAACAAAAUAAUGUUUUCUUAUUUUGAGCUUUAAUUCCGAUGUUACAUAGUUCAAAAUUCAUUGCAGGUUUAUUUAAAUAUAAGACUUACGAGAAAUAUUUCGACAUAACCAAGUUAUGAAAUAAUUUGGUGGAAUUUAAGAGUUGUAUCGAAGAUGUGAUCUUUGAAAUGAAAUAAAAUGUAUUUUAAGUAGGUACUAUUAAAUAAACUGUUUUGUUUAUGGCUGAUUUUGUACAUAAUAUUUACGUCAUAAAGACGCAAUUUUUUACGACUCAAUUUAAAAUUAAGGUCUAAUGAAAUAAUUUCAUAUCUUUAUAAUUGUUCAAGACUACCCUUUUCUUUCAAGAAAAUGUGUAAAAGUUAUCUUAAGGCUUAUCAAGAUUUUAAUAGUAGUUUGUGAAGGGAUUAUUUCAACGUCUAUUGCUCAAACCCGCAUAUAAUUUACUAUAAAACGUCAUUUACCUCAAUGUAUACAAGAUUAUUUUAUAUAUUUUCAUAUUAAAAGACAUUAUUUUAAUUA
This is a messenger RNA of Helicoverpa armigera (cotton bollworm), 3629 nucleotides long. RefSeq names its product nose resistant to fluoxetine protein 6. The transcript has 12 exons. NCBI's taxonomy places the organism in Eukaryota, Metazoa, Arthropoda, Insecta, Lepidoptera, Noctuidae. The coding region runs from base 78 to 2423 and encodes 781 amino acids. The record is from RefSeq and is a predicted model, not a curated record. Gene Ontology annotation, molecular function: acyltransferase activity, transferring groups other than amino-acyl groups.